Messenger RNA from Esox lucius (northern pike), 2802 nucleotides. RefSeq names its product scaffold protein involved in DNA repair (gene spidr). The record is from RefSeq and is a predicted model, not a curated record. NCBI's taxonomy places the organism in Eukaryota, Metazoa, Chordata, Actinopteri, Esociformes, Esocidae. Gene Ontology annotation, cellular component: nucleoplasm; nuclear chromosome. Gene Ontology annotation, biological process: double-strand break repair via homologous recombination; regulation of establishment of protein localization to chromosome. The coding region runs from base 147 to 2561 and encodes 804 amino acids. The transcript is spliced from 15 exons.
AUUUGACUACUUCCUGGCAGCUUUACGGCGGAGAGGCGCGCCAAUAAUUCAUGUGGAUACUGUCCUAUCACAUAAUACUGAAGCACCCUUAUAGACAUUUCAUGUGAUAACCAGUCAUACAAAACGGCAUGUAGGUAUCUGCCAACAUGACCUUUCAUAGAAAGCGCAAAAGAUAUUCCAAGGACAUCAAGUGUAUAUUCUUUCCUGAUGAUGAUGUCAAAGUUGGUGUCAGAAGAGAGCCUUCAGUCACGGUUGCCAAUUCUGCUACCAAGUCCUGGGAGAGAUGUGGAGACAGCUUUUUGGACACUCCUGUUAUGAAGAACCUACGUUCUGGAAAGAAAUGGCAAGCUGUACGACAACAUGCCCAGUCACCAGCACAAGUGAUGAGCAGCGGUCCACAGUGGGAUGAGGACCCAGUACACAUUGCGUGGAGCUCCAGUGACAGUGAGCUGUCUGACAGUGAGGCCCAUGCCACACAUCUUCCUCCCCCCCUCUCAAGCAGGGCUGUGGCUCAGGAGCCCGGCCGGCCCCGGAGACCAGCGGCCCCCAUCCAGGCCUGCAGCGGAGCCCGGCGCGUGCUCAACGCUGAGUGGGAUGCUCCAGAUGAGCUUCUGACGAUAGAUCCAGAAAGCGAUGUGGCCGAGCCUGGCUGUGAGGGAGAGGAGGAGAACAUCUCUGACUGUGAUUCUGUGUCCUACUCUGAGGAACCACAAGAAUCAUCACCUAAACUUACAACUGUGCCUGAGAUCUCAGAAUACCAGUCUGAGAAUGAGGUAGAGAGCCAUGACACCCUGGCACGGAGUAGCCUGCAGGCUGGGGAGAGGGAGGGCAGCAGAAGGUCAGUCAGUGACUGGGUCAGGUCUGCUCAGGCAGGCCUGCAGACACCCCGGAAACAGGGCGCCAGGAACCCCAAGACCCCGGAGGACUCCGCCAAAAAGAAGAGAACAUUUCAAAGUGGUGGCCUUGCGGAGAGGUUGAACCGACUGCAGUGCAGACAGAGGUCAGCCAUCAGCUUCUGGAGGCACCAGUCCAUCUCUGACAUUAAUGGUACCACCACAGUGGAGAAGCCUGGGGUGCUGGUGCUGGAGGUCCUGUCAGUCCGGGAGGAGAGCUCCAUGCUGCUGGCCCUGUGUGAUCAACACCAAACCCCUGCUACAGACCAGCACACGCCUUUAUCCAACACCUCCACCACCACCACCAGCGGAGCCGUCCAGCACAACCCCUCCACCACUGACUGCAGCCCCCAUCUCUCCACCACCAGCAGAGCCCGUGUCCUGGUACUGUUCAGUAAGGAGACAGCCUCCCGGCUCACGCCUACACCUAGAGACAUCAUCCAUGUGUAUCCGCCAUGGCAACGUCUCAUGAUGGAAGGCCAACACAAUAUUAUCCUCAAUACACACUUCAGCCAGAAAGUAUACUCUGACACUAAACCAGCCAGCCAAGGCCCGAUGCCCAUAGAAAAAUGCAAUCCAUACUCUUUGGUGAGGAUUUUUGGCCAGCUGGAGAUACACAAGUCCUUACCGGUGGUAGAGGGCAUGGUCCAACAGGUGUCUGCUCCCCAGUCUCUGUGCUGUGUUGGACGCCCAGUGGGAAGGAGCAGUGGGAGGUGUGACUCCCUGCUGGAGGCCAUGGAGGGCCUGGGCCAGGCUGGAUGGGUGGGGCAGGGUGUGGAGGUUGUGGUCCAGAGGGUCUACUGUACCCCUGUCAGGGAGCGCUCCAUCCAUGCUUUACUCAAGUCCAGACCCCCUGGCGGAUCCCCUACAGCACCUCCUGUCCAGAAGUGCAAGAACAGUCUGUGUGCGCUGGUCCAGGACAGCUAUGGGAUGUUUAGCGUGGUCCAGCUCCGCCCCCUGCCUUCUGAGGACCUCCCCCACUACACCAGCAAGUGGGAGGGCCGGACCUGCGUCCUGCGAGCCAUCAAAGUGGUCCAGCGGGUCACUCGGGAAAGGUGUACCACGCUCUUCAACCUGAUCGACAGCCUCUGGCCACCACUGGAGCCCCUCAAAGUACUUGGAGCAAAGGAGGGCGGUCGCAAUGACAGUAGGACAAAAGGCCCAGCCCCCAGUUUCUGUUACCUGCUGUCAGGCCAUGAGAACUCUGUAGAGCCUAUAGAGGGACAGCCUAUAUCGCCCCUAUACCUGCCUCCCACAGAACAGACCCUCAGAGACAUAACGCUGUGUGAGCUCAGCGGUCGUCGCUGCAGCUUUUUGGCCACUGUUCUCCACAAGAGGAUCCAGUCUCAGAGUGGUGAUGUGGGUCAGAGCCCGGGGGAGGUUUGGCUGAUGGUGACUGACCCCAGUUUGCAGGAGGAGCCACAGCCCGAGGGGCCACUGUGGAGACGAACGCAGGCCGUGUGCCUGACCACUUCCUGCGUGCUCACUUCCUCAGUUGCCAUGGCAAUAAGCAACCCCACCCUUGGCGCUUGUCUCUUGUCAUUCAGAGACGCUGUCAGGGAGCAUGGUAAUGUCGCUAGCCUGUCAUCUUGUGUGGUCGUAAAACAUCCAAAAUCACUGGAGCAGUGUACUAUCAACCUCACACCUUGGCAGAUAUCUGAGAGAUAAAGAGAAUGAAAUUGGCAUAGAACACACUACAGGACAUCUGGAGUCACAUGGUUGCUGCUUCUCUGACACGGUUCAGAAUGUAAGCCCCUCCAGCGUCAUGUCAAAGUGUUUGCUGUGUGAUGCUGUGAUUUGUCUCCGUGUUCAGGCGUGAUCCUGUGUGUGGAACAGACUGUUGUGCAGCUACAACCUCUGUUGUCUGUGCGGCGCUCAGAGCCGGAGAGCAUGGCGGUCCCAGGGCCAC